Molecule: messenger RNA, 3985 nt
Organism: Triplophysa dalaica
Lineage: Eukaryota; Metazoa; Chordata; Actinopteri; Cypriniformes; Nemacheilidae
Gene: vstm2a
Product: V-set and transmembrane domain containing 2A
Exons: 5
Coding region: 219-935 (238 amino acids)
Source: RefSeq, a predicted model, not a curated record
GAAAACAUCAUUACUUCAUCAACACCUUACAGAGACAGUCGAGAGCCUUGAGCACCUGUGUGUAAAUUCAGGAGCGACUUUUGCGCCAGAGUUGCAGCAUGUUCCCCACUUGGCGAUUCGAGUCAAGCCAUAACCACAUGGCUUUCGCUUAAUGCUUUGAACAUUUCUGGAGGACAUACAUUUUUUUCGUCUAAUGUGAGAUCGCAGUUUUCAUUGGAAUGAUGUGGACCUUACAUGACGGUGUUGGAUUUGUGCUCUUUUCCUGUUUGUCAAUUCAAGUUGGAUUAUCUCUGGACGGAAAGUUUACCGAUUUACCGUCUAACAUCACGGUAAGAGAAGGACAGAACAUUGAAAUGGCAUGCGCAUUUCAAAGCAUGUUGUCUUCGGUUUACUUGGAGAUCCAGUGGUGGUUUAUUCGUGCUCCAGAGGAACCGAUUACAAGCGAGGAGGACGAGGACGACACAGAGAUUGAGCUGAUCCCAGUCCCAAACCAAGAUGAAGAGGGGACCAAAAUAAGUACAGUUAAGGUCCAAGGCAAUGACAUCUCCCACAAACUGCAGAUCUCAGGAGUCAGCAAGAACGACGAGGGCCUGUACGAAUGUCGCGUCACGGACGCUAACUACGGAGAGCUCAAGGAAUACAAGGCUCAAGCUCACCUGACAGUCAACGCCACAGUCCGACCCCGCAAUCGGGCCAUUAAGAAAAGCUCGCCACUGCACUUGACUGAUAAGAAACCCCGCAAGAGCAGCUCGGCUUUGGGCCAGGACACCAACGGUAUGAGCUCAGACCAGAGGUCCCAGUCCACUUCUACCUCUCAGUCGUCAAACUCCAAAACAAUUAAACACAGCACAGGGACAGGUACGAGGAUAGCCACGAGUAAUGGACUUGCUGUUCUCCUGCUAACGUCUGCUCUCGUGAGAGGAGCGUUGCUUUAGUUUCAAGACAGUGACUCUUUUUCCCUGAAUCACUCUUAUUUCAAAGCCAAGAGAAAAUUGCCUGCAUUUCGGAUGGAGCCGAUGGCACAGUUGUCCCUUAUUUCAAACCACUACACGGCACCCACUGUAGUCGAAUGACCGUCACCAGAAGCACCUUUGUUUGGAAAGCCUACAAAACUGCCAUACCGGACACGUGCUUAUCUCUCCGAAUCAAACAGAAGACAAAAAUGGAUUCAGACUCUUAUGGGAUAUUGCACCCAUAUAUAUAUAUAUUUUUUGUUUUAUGUUGAUCUCCAGCUGUGAAUUUAAUACAUCCGAUGUUGGGAAAAGUCUAUAUUUGUGUAACAUAUGAAUAUAUGAACAGAUAUACGGUAUAUAAAAAGUGUUUGAUUUAAAGUCCCCUCCAUUAUGUACAGCUGCCAUUCAUUAGUGUAUUCAUAUGCAGAGACGGCCUUGUAAAAAAGAGAAAAUGACAGCACCACCGCUACAUAUUGUGUCUGGGUCGCUUAUUGAACUUUAACUAUGUGCUAAAUCUCAGUGUUUAUUCUGCAUUCAGCUGCAGAGCAUCAAUGCAGAUGUUUUUGCCUAAAUGUAUGUUUCUUUUUUCUUUGUUCGUUUUUUGGCAUAAUAAAUGUGAGUACUGUAUAUUCCUUUUUUCUUUGCCAUAUUACUUAUAUUGUACAUGAAAGAAUAGUGACUUUGCACUCGCAUGCCACGUGUCAUGUUGAGUUAGCGCGUACACAACUCAUUCACGUGAGCCUACGACUGGGAAACUGAAUUGCAAACAAUAAUGAUAAAGACAUCAUGCAAUUUCAGUUUGUUAUUUUGUGUUGUUGUCUUUAAAGAGAGGCGGGUCAGAGAAAUCUUUUGAAAUAAAUGUCCCGAGCCUUCGACCUUCAAAUCGCUACAGCUGUUGCAUGACCUUCAGCGCUAUUGAAUGUUGUGAUUGUGCCCUUAUAAACAUCUCUGACUCCUGCAUUUAAUGUUGAAGAUGAUUGCCUUCCAGCACUCCAAACAUCAGUCAAUUCCGCUUUGUGUUUACUGUCCUCAAAAUCACGUCUGUAUCAGAACCUUGGAUUUACACUAUAGCUGACAAAAAUCAAUAGUUGGGCAUGGCUGAUCAUUGGUUUUCUCUGUGUGUGUUUUUUUAGAUAAAGAACAACUUAUUUAUAUUUGUUGCUUUUCCUAAAUUGAUCUUCAUUAAUUUGCUGAUGAUCACAACUGUGAGUCUUUGCAAAUACUGCUAAAAUUGGUUCUGAUGUACCAAAGCCCCUCUAUCCAAUUUAAAAUCAUUCAAUAUCACCUGAGGUUUUAACAGCAGUGAACAUCAUUACAACAUAAUUACGAGAAACUGAACUAAAGUUGUCGUUGAAAGAUAUUCAGAUUAACCAUCCAAAUUAUUCCCAAAAGAAUAAAAAAGCAGGGCUGGGUCGCAACUCUUUUUCAACAAAGCAGAAGCUAAUGAUAUUUAUGUGAAAGAAAAAAAGUAUUUGUCAUUCAUUUCAAUUAAGUACACUGUAUAUCUGGAUAAAUUGGCAGGACUCAAAAAAUCUGGCCACUUGUUUAAGAAAUUCGUAGUUCUUAGUAAAAAGUAAUAGUACACCCAAAAAUGUAAAUUCUGUCUUCAUUGAUUCAUCCUCGACCUGUUCCAAAUCAGAUCUUCAAAACGUAACUUAAAAAAUGAGUGCACUAAGAUGUACUUUUAUGUUGACUUAACUCAAUAUGUGUUUCUUUCGUAACAUUGUUUUCUUAUUACACAAAAGUCAAAUCAAACUCAGAAUAAGGAAAAAGAGACUGGUCUCAGUGCUGGCAGUAGCACAGUUAUUGUUCAUUGGUGUCACAACAUACAUUAAGAAUUCUUUACAUUACUUGAUUUGUUUUAUUUUGUUCGGUUUCAGAGUGUAGGUUACCAAAGCAUUAAAGUUAUGCAUUUCUAAAGAUAUCCCAUUAUGCACUUCUCCCCAAACUUCUAAGCUAAUGGUUAACAGUACAAAAAACUGUUAUCUGAGAACAAGCCAUCGUGAAAGAAUUUGAUGUUUUGAAAAGUCUUUGAAUAUGCAGUUGAUGGAACCUGUGUCCCAUCUGACAUUCUUUUCUUGUAUCGAUGUGUUGAUCUUGUUGUGUUUUUAGAUCAUUCAACCAAAGACAGCUGAGAUGGGCACAUUGCGGUACUGUUUACAAAAUUCAUUAGACUCCCAUGUAUUAUGCCAAAUCUAUGCUUUCUCACACAUGCUAGCGUUGUUAAUGUUUGUUCGGUUUUGGAUUUCAAGGCAUAUGCAUCAAGAUCAACACACAUCAUCACUAAGCACCAACAUAAAGUUGGCAUUGCGAUGUACAUGUGUAUAUGAUUAAAUAUGGAGUGACAACCAAUCACAUACACUUCAUAUAUAAUUUACUUAAGGAGCAGCUUGAAAUAACAUUACAUGAAUUGUAAUGCAAUGUUAUGGCUGUGAUCCCACCCUGGUUCCUAAAUAACAAAAUAGAAAGGCUAACUAAAAAUAUGCCAUAAUGUUUCUUUGCGUAGUUAAAUGGGACACACCAUAUCUGGAACCUCUUGUCUAUAGAUUCAUUGGCAUACAUGACUUCAAAGCAGCUCCCCUUAACAGUUACAACAGUGUAGGCUUCUUGAUGUAAGCAGGUUGUUCUACAUUUUUCUUAAAAACAGCACUUUAAAUAGGGCGUACAAGUGAUCCAAAUCACAAUGUGCGAUGUAAAUAGUCCAAACACUUUAUCACGGUCCAUCAGCUGCAUUUUUACGCUGGACACCUGUAGUUACCCAUCGGAUGUUAUAAAUAACCAUCUCAUUUGAAAUGAUGAAAGUUCAGUUAUUGUAACACCAGAAAUACAGAGACAAACUCAUUUCAUGAAUAGGUUUAUGAAGUUUAAGGUAUUUGGAGUCAAUAUAUUUGAUGCCUUGUACAUCCUCUGUGUAAAGUCACUGUAAACUGAACAAGCAGCAUGAUUUAUUUCCAUUUCUAAUUCUUUCCUUUUUUACUCAGAAAGGAAAAUGUAUAUGUGUAUGGAAUUACAGUUACAAUUAAAUGAAAGUA